CUCGCUUGUGUGAUCGUUUUGGGUUUAGUUCGGUAAGGUCAAGAAGUUGAAACAAGAAGUUAAAUUUUUAUCUCUUCUCUUGGAUUUAAAUACUUUGUCAUAUCCAUUAUUGAUGAAGUGUUUCGCUCAAUCCAGAACUCUAGGAUGGCUGGGAUACAACAAACACAGCAGUGGUCAGAAAACUGUAUACAAGUCAUUUGUUACAACAACAAUUACUAUGAAAAUAAUGGCACAGACAGCUCCAAGCAGACCUAUGAAAUACCCUUACACAUUUUCUGCAAAAAUUGCACAGUUUCCAUACAAAUUCCAUUUUACAAAGAACUGGUUUUUGAAAUAUUACAUUUUUGGAUUUGCACUGUCUUAUCCAAUUUUUCUUUACAUCCAUAAAAAAGUUAACUCUCCAGCAGCUGUUGCAGCAUGGGAAGAAAGACAAAGAAAAAUAGCUGCAGAAGAGCAUCAUCACUAAUGGAAAUAUGACACAGAAGAAUAAAGCUAUUAGUUACCAGAUUAGAUAUUUUAAUAGCCAUUAUAAUGUAGUGACUGUGGAAAACUAGAACCUGAUAUAAGAAACGAAAUAAAAUUGAAAUUUCAUUUCAUUAAUAAAGUUAUAGCCAAAUUUUUCAUUUAUAGUAAGCACACAUGAAUAUGGUAUUAAUGAAUUUCAUGAUAUAAAUGGAAGUAUAAGUUUCAGUUUAUUAAUCUGUGUUUUAAAGUAGGGUUCCUAAGAAAGUGAGAUGUUUGGUUGACUUGUUAAAUUCAUGUAGUGAAGGUUUUAAAGAAUGUGUUUUAUAUAGGCAGGUAUUUGCAUAAACUAUUUCAAUUACAUAUAAGCUGUCUUUAAAGACUUCUAUAUGCAAGCACUUGAAGUUUGCUCUUCAUUGUGAAUAAUUAAUGAAAGGGUAAUUUCUUUGCUAUUGUAUUUAAAAAUCAAAUUGUUAUGGACAAAUUAAUUCAUUAAACCUGUAGAUUUAUUAUGACUUAACAAAAUGCAUUAAUGUAAUUAAAACUUGUAUUCUAUAUGAAUAUUGAACAUAUUAGAUCUAAACAAAGCAUUUUUCAUGGAUUAUUACCACAGAUAAAACUCGGUUACCAACCUGUGCACUGUUUUUGAGUCCAUAUUUAGUUCUGACUACUAAUUUCUAAACUUUUAUUGCUGUAAUAUUUACUAAAACUCUUUCCAAACACUGAAUAACUUAUCAAAAAAUCUUUUGUUAAACAUAUAGCUGUAAACAUAUCUUAUAUAUCUGUACUUGUAAAUCAGGGAUUCUUAUUAUACUUCUUCCCAUUAAAAAAAUUAAGAUCCUUAGUUAUGAUCUUAAUUAAAUGUUACUUUGCCAGGUUUGUAUCGGAAGUAAAAUUUGUAAAAUUAAAACAAUAUACAAUGA
Limulus polyphemus (Atlantic horseshoe crab) is the source of this 1385-nucleotide messenger RNA. RefSeq lists its product as uncharacterized. The record is from RefSeq and is a predicted model, not a curated record. Lineage: Eukaryota; Metazoa; Arthropoda; Merostomata; Xiphosura; Limulidae. The coding region runs from base 113 to 466 and encodes 117 amino acids. The transcript has 5 exons.